CCAGAAACGCCAGCCCAUCGAACUCUCUCCCCUGAAGCCCCACCCGGCAGUUGACGACCAGCUCCAAGCCCGUCCGCCCGCGAGCGACGCCGGCGAUCUCCCCAUCUGGACUCCGGCUGCGGCGACCUUCCCCGGCCACCUUCUCCGCUCCUGAAUCCGCUCCCUUCUCCGCCGGCGCCAUGAAUUACAUCAUAGGCGCCUUCAAGCCUCCCUGCGACAUCUUCGUCACCUUCUCCGAUGAGAGGGGCCGGAAGCAGGUCCCCAUCAAGAAGGAUAACGGGAAGACGGCGAUGCUGCCCUCGUUCCAGAGCCUGGAGACGAUAGCAGGAGAGGUGUCGAUAGCGCCGGUUCCGGGUAAAAGGAUUGAGCACACGGGUGUUAAGAUUGAGCUGCUUGGUCAGAUAGAGUUAUAUUUUGACAGAGGCAACUUCUAUGACUUCACUUCAUUGGUGCGUGAAUUAGAUAUUCCUGGUGAAAUAUAUGAAAGAAAGACAUAUCCAUUCGAGUUUUCUACUGUUGAAAUGCCAUAUGAGUCAUAUAAUGGAACAAAUGUCAGACUGAGAUACAUCCUGAAAGUGACGAUUGGUAGAAACUAUGUUGGCAAUAUUGUGGAAUCUCGGGAUUUCUGCGUAAGAAACUAUUCUCCUCUUCCUUCAAUCAACAACAGUAUCAAGAUGGAAGUUGGAAUUGAAGAUUGCUUGCACAUUGAAUUUGAGUACAGCAAAAGCAAGUACCAUCUCAAGGAUGUGAUUGUAGGAAAGAUCUAUUUUCUUCUAGUCAGAAUAAAGAUAAAAAACAUGGAGCUUGAGAUUCGUCGUCGUGAAUCAACAGGAUCAGGUCCUAACACAUAUGUUGAGACUGAGACACUUGCAAAAUUUGAGCUGAUGGAUGGUGCCCCAGUUAGAGGAGAAUCUAUUCCAGUAAGGUUAUUCUUGACUCCAUACGAGCUAACCCCAACUUACCGCAACAUAAACAACAAGUUCAGUGUCAAAUACUACCUGAACCUGGUCCUUGUCGACGAGGAAGACCGGAGGUACUUCAAGCAGCAAGAGAUCACGAUGUUCCGCCUUGAGGAGACUCCGCAGCAAUCGUCAUAGGCUCCGUACUCUUGCUUCUGGAAUCUGCCAGUAGCGUUUCUCUCAAAUGUCAACAACUUGGCACGAUGUGCAUUCCUGUACAGAAACUCUCGAGAAGAGCCAUGCAGUUCCUAAGUACCGUGUGUCAUUGCCCCUUUCGUUCUGCCUUCUUCACUCCUUCCAUGUUGGUAGGAUACAACCAUUUCUACAUUCUGGUACUGAUGUCCUUUCGCCCUGUUUAUUUUCUGGCGUGUAGACGUCUUGGGAUAACCAUCUCUGCUGCUACUUUGCUUCAUGAGUUUUAGUUCAGUUGAACUUGAUGAUGUAUUGUGGUCACUGUCACAUCGUCUAGUUGCAUAAAGUUUCUGUAUUUUCCUCUCCUUUUUCUCAGCUAUGAUUUAACGUUAA
Messenger RNA from Brachypodium distachyon (stiff brome), 1484 nucleotides. RefSeq names its product vacuolar protein sorting-associated protein 26A. Gene Ontology annotation, biological process: retrograde transport, endosome to Golgi; intracellular protein transport. Bases 180 to 1097 code for a protein of 305 amino acids. The transcript is spliced from 11 exons. The record is from RefSeq and is a predicted model, not a curated record. Gene Ontology annotation, cellular component: endosome; retromer complex. Lineage: Eukaryota; Viridiplantae; Streptophyta; Magnoliopsida; Poales; Poaceae.